Messenger RNA from Xenopus tropicalis (tropical clawed frog), 2917 nucleotides. RefSeq names its product TNF receptor associated factor 1 (gene traf1). Gene Ontology annotation, biological process: regulation of apoptotic process; signal transduction. NCBI's taxonomy places the organism in Eukaryota, Metazoa, Chordata, Amphibia, Anura, Pipidae. The record is from RefSeq and is a predicted model, not a curated record. The transcript has 10 exons. Gene Ontology annotation, molecular function: tumor necrosis factor receptor binding; zinc ion binding; ubiquitin protein ligase activity. Gene Ontology annotation, cellular component: cytoplasm. Bases 586 to 2235 code for a protein of 549 amino acids.
UAAGCUGCUCAAUCGGUCUAAGGGACCAAUAUCGGCCCGUGUAUGGGAACCUCUAGAGACAUAACACUUUUGUUACUCCAAUGCACCAAGCUAAUGGAGACUGAAGAAUAGCAUUCCACGCAGUGAAGCUUCUGAUUGGAUAAGACUCCUGCAUAAUAAAUAAAGCCCUAGCACUGAGCGCAGAACCCAGGCCUCUAUUAAAGGGGAAAUAAAGAUGAUUGUGCCAAAGUGCCAAUACCUGUAUAACUGGACGAGCCGCAUUGGAACCUGCUGUUUUGUUCAGAUUGAGAGCUGGGAAAUUACACACUGCACUUCCUGUUUCACUACUCGCCACGGUACAAAGUAGCGUCGGUGCAGCUGAAAUAUGUGUAGUUGUGACAUCAGCAGAAAGUACCCGUCUCCGAGGCCUGGCGCUACUCAGGGGAAUUUCUCAGUAUUUUCCUGCAUGGCCCACUCACCCCACAUCCUUGAUAUACUGAGAUUAGUCAGUGGCUGCACUGUGGGUUCUCCCAGCGACAAGUAUUAGCCCAGUCCUUUGCUUUCUGUUCAUCAGAGCCGGUUGUCGCCCCGGUGUCGGAGGUCUGGAUGCCACGGACCAUGUUUAAACUGGAGGCGAAUCUGAGCUCGGUUCCCGUCGAGAAUGAGUUUGUGUUUGGCUACCCGACGACUAUCUGCGACGUUGCACCCGGGGAGAAAUAUCUCUGCUGCAGCUGCAAGAAUGUUCUAAAGAAAGCGCAACAAACACUGUGCGGCCACAGAUACUGCACCCCCUGUCUGGUGUGGAUAGUAAGCAGAAAUCAUGACCUGUGCCCUAAAUGUAAAGCAGAAGAUCCUACAACUUUAAGUGACGACAGUCUGUUAAAGGAAGAGCGGGCUUUUAGUGAUGCAGCGAUCAAUAAGGAAAUUUCGGAACUCAAAGUUCACUGUGUGAUCCCAGGAUGCACCUGGAGGGGGCUCAUGAGAGACUACGAGGAGCAUGAGAGCUUGUGCAACUACGCCUUGAUACCCUGCCACACCGGCUGCGGGCACCGGGUCAUGAGGAAGCAGCUGGCCGACCACUUGGAAAGCGAAUGCCCCAAUAACACUAUUAAGUGCCCCAAAUGCACCCAGCACUUUUCCAGUAACGAGUUUCCAAAACACAGAUGUGAGAAGGGCCCGACGGAUGACCAAAGCCACCGAAAAACUGACCAAUCGGCGAAAGGAAAGAAUGGGAAUUCUCAUUCCAAAAAGGAAAAAUGCCACUUUACGCCACUUGGCUGCACUUAUGUGGGGAGCAGAGAAAAAAUCAAGGAGCACUAUAGGACCUCCGCCGCAGCCCAUCUCUCUCUGGUGUGCCCGCUCAUAUUGAGAAUAAAGGAUAACUUAACCAACACUGAAGGGAAGAAAAAUGGAUUUUAUGUGCCGCUUGCAGACUCUACAGAUGGUCCUGGUCAGAAGAACCCAUUUAGCCUUCAGGCUGAGGACUUUAAAGCAGGAAAUGGAGAUCUUGAGUUGGACUGUGGGCAUGCUGUGGGUCAGCCAAGUGAUGAGGUGGCAAACCGGCUCUCACUCCUGGAAACUCGACUGCAGGUAUUUGAGAAUAUCAUAUCUGUGCUCAGCAAGGAGAUUGACAGCUCUCAGUCCCAGUUGGCUGCCAUUAAGGAGCAGAAGGCAGAAGAAGAGAGAAAGGUCAAAGCCUUGGAACACAAGGUUGAAAACUUACGCUGCACUUUGGCCAUGAAGGACAUUGUGCUGAAUGAACUGGAGAUGCGCUCCGCCUGUUUGGAGCAAACCUCGUACGACGGAGUCUUUCUAUGGAAAAUCUCAGACCUGACCAAUAAAAGUCACGACGCGGUCACGGGAAGAGCCAUCAGUCUGUAUUCCCCAGCUUUCUACACGGCCAAAUAUGGCUACAAAGUGUGCCUACGGAUUUAUCUGAAUGGAGACGGAGCAGGGAAGGGGACUCAUGUCUCUCUGUUUUUUACUGUCAUGAAAGGGGAAUAUGAUGCCCUUCUACCCUGGCCAUUCAAACAUAAGGUCACCUUUGUGCUUGUGGACCACAACAACCGAGACAGCGUGUUUGACGCCUUCCGCCCAGACGUCACAUCCGCCUCAUUCCAGCGCCCAAUCAACGACAUGAACGUGGCCAGCGGCUGCCCCUUAUUUUGCCCCAUUGCCAAACUGAACUCCCCCAAACACGCCUACAUCAGAGAGAACACCCUGUACAUUCGAUGUAUCAUCGACACCAAUUCCUAGAGGGGCCACCUCUCGUUUACACUAAUGGAACAAAAUGAGCAGCUCUGCUACUGACCUCUGGAUAGUCUAGAACCCUGGCACAACGAGUCAAGAACCAAUUUGUAGGGUGGUCUGCUCUACCAAAGACAUUAGUAUAUCCCUGCAUUCAACUAUUUGGGUGGGAGAUAGUCUUCACCCAUCAGCCAUUGCUCUCCAAUCCAAAGUGAUAUCCUACCUGGGAAACUUUAAAAAGGGGCAGGGCUAGCAGAUAGGGCCACUAAUGGCUCCUGAAGAACGUAAUGUUAUGGAAUGGAAUGCUGACCUACCUAUAGAUACUCAAAUAGCUAAUAAGGCCUAUAUUAUAUGUAUUUAUUUACCUUUACUGAUGAAAUUAUUCCUUCUGUACCCGGGGUGUCUCUGGUGGGCCCAUGGGGGGCGGGGUCAUUGAAGCUCCACCCCCUCCCACCAGUAGUUCCCCUUGUUUCAGUUAAUAUAAUAUAAUGUUUCAGUUAUAUAAUCUGAAUGUUUCGGUAUUUGUACCCAUCUAUUGCACAGUGCGGCCAACUAGGUCUGCCCUCUGUAAAUAAUGGUGUAUUAACCCAUUGUGAGCACUUUUUAUUUUUACAUGUAUGUUUUUGUAUGUGCUGCUCUGUGUUCUGAGGUAUAUUUAUAUUUCACAUUAAAAUAACAAUGACACAUUGAA